CAAGACGUUUUGGUCUUCUGGAGAUGAAUUCACCACACCACAUCACAUCUCACACCCCACAUUUGGUGACAAACACCUAACUGAACACACAAGAUGACAGACAAACUCAGCAACAACAUGCAUUGUGAAACAAUACUUUUUCUACGGGUUGCGAUCAUAAUGGGAAACAGCCUCAUGACUGCUGCAUUGGACCCCACCAUCAUCACCACAGAGUCUGGCCUAAACAACCUUAAGCCCACUGAGCAGGCAAACCUACCACAGAGGCCUGUCCUUCAGCCCAAUGAGACUGUUCCUGUCACCGGAAACUAUGUGCUGAAAGACCCUGCAGGCAUGCCAUGCAUCAAAGUCUCCAUGGGAGUGGAGUACAUAGUUAUUGAGAAGAAGAAAUCUUCCUAUUUCAACGUAGACCCUACCACCACCCAGACUACGGGUAGAUGUGGUGAAAAAGAGGCAGUUCUCUCCCUGGCUAUUAUAGGAGAGGGAGGCUAUCUGAAUCUCACCUUUGAAAAGGAAGGAAACCUGACCUAUGUGUCAAAGAUCAGAGCUAAUUUGGCACCAGGCAAAGGAAUUAAGAACUAUCCUGGGGUAAUAGAACAUGAGAAGCUGUUCCCAACUGCUGCUGGCCGCAGCCUCAAGUGCUACUCUCAGACUGAGUUUCAUCUGUCUGAAAAUCUUAGAGUGAAGAUUGUGCCUCUUCAGUUCCAAGCUUUCAAACUCACCAAUGGGAAGUUUGGAAAGGAGGUUGAGUGCAGGGCUGAUUUCAUCAAGAAGAUCAUUCCCAUUAUUCUUGGUGCCACGGCUGUGGGACUCUUUCUGAUUGCUGUCCUGACCUUCCUGAUCAUCCGGGACCACCGUAGACAAGCUGGCUAUGACAGGAUCUGAGAAGACUUCAUACAAAUAACAUGAACACUUUUUAUGGCCAUGUUUUGUAUUUCCAAAUUUUUUAUUUUGAUUCAUUACUCAAUAUUACACUUUUUUUGUUGUGUUUUCAAAUAUAACAUUCUUUCUGCAAAGAAAAUAUAAAUAACAUUAUUACAGUAAAAAAUAUGUGAAUGUAUUUAAUACUAAUAUGAAAGCACUGUGUAAGUUUACAAUCAUAAUCAGCAAAUAUGGUCCGAAUAAUGUGGCUUUAUUUUAGCAAUUCGAAUUUUGAUGCUUCCUAAUGUUUUGAAAUUAUAUCUUGUUUGAAGAGUGCAUACAUUCCCGUGUGGCUUUAUCCAGCUGAAUUGAAAUCCACUAUCUUAAAAUUCACAUAUAAGUAUAGAUUUCUUGAAUGCCUUUUUAUAAAAACACACUGUCCAAAAACAUAUAAUUCUGUAAGACAUUGUAAAUUCGGUCUUGAACCUCUCUGUGUGACCUCUCCUGAGGGUUAGUGCUAUUCGGGUUCCUUAGUACUUCCCGACCUUAAAGCCUAACCCUAACCACUAUUAAACUUUUCAACUUCAAUGGAGUUGGAGUAGGGAUACGCAAGGAUCCCGAAUAGCAAGGCCCGGCCAUAGACCCGAUUGUCACUAGAUAAAACAGCCACAAAGUCAUAAAUCUCGCCUAUUUCUACAAUGUAUCUUCUUAAACCUAACCCUAACCUUAACCACACUGCUAACCUUUUGCCUAACCCUUACCUUAAGUUAACACCAAAAAGCAUG
Coregonus clupeaformis (lake whitefish) is the source of this 1643-nucleotide messenger RNA. RefSeq names its product lysosome-associated membrane glycoprotein 3-like. The record is from RefSeq and is a predicted model, not a curated record. The transcript is spliced from 6 exons. The coding region runs from base 94 to 882 and encodes 262 amino acids. Lineage: Eukaryota; Metazoa; Chordata; Actinopteri; Salmoniformes; Salmonidae. Gene Ontology annotation, cellular component: membrane.